Messenger RNA from Daphnia magna, 2976 nucleotides. RefSeq lists its product as uncharacterized. The transcript is spliced from 5 exons. The record is from RefSeq and is a predicted model, not a curated record. The coding region runs from base 986 to 2194 and encodes 402 amino acids. NCBI's taxonomy places the organism in Eukaryota, Metazoa, Arthropoda, Branchiopoda, Diplostraca, Daphniidae.
UUAGGAUCAGUUUCGUCUCGUCUCCCACGCACGUUGCUCGUCUUUGUAGAUUUCAAUUAAGAAUUUUUACGGUGAAAUCAUGAAGCAUAAGUUAACGAACCAACAAGUGAGUCAGAUCCUUCACGUGGGUGUUUAUUUUAAAACAUGUCGAAGAAAAAAAGCAAGCAUGACAGAAGAGUAUAAAAAUAAACUACGUAGUGCAGCUGACACUUUCCUGAGUGACUGGAUUGUAAAUGGGGUUCCAUUUGAAAUGUUGGAGAAGAUAAAGAGCUCAUCACCAAGUUUAAUAACGCUUUUCCGUCUUAAGCAGCGACCGUUACCAAAUAUUGGCAACAAUAUUGGUAUUGAAAAUUCCCAAUCAUCAUUGCUAAAUUGCUCAGCAGCUGCAAGACUAUUGUCAAGUAACGAAGAGGCACAAUAUAGGUCAUCCAACUGUAACAUUGAUUCCAUGCCUAAUAACCAGCCCAAAGCUUUUGGAAAUAAUGCAUCAUCCAUUAUGGAAGAGCCUCAACAGUGUGAUCAAGAACAACCGGACACAAAUCAGAUAAAGAUGCCACAAGCAAUCAUCCUUCCUUAAUAGUUGAUUCUGAAGAAGAUGUGGAAGACGAAGGAGGAGUACCUGUUGCUUUCUUGGGUCCAGAUAACAAUAGCUGGACCGACCAAAAUCUCAGCCUUAAGACAAUACUUCAACAUUAUGCUGUAUACACAGACACGAAACUGAGUCACAUGACCUAUUUACUCGGGCUGUUAAUCUUUCACAAACCUUUACCGGACUAUUACUGUUUGCCGAGUACUGGAGAACAACUGCUGCAUAUAGACGGGAGGGAUUUUGUCGGUUUAUCAUCGGACAUGGAAGCUACUUUGGAUGAAGAAAACAAUGUCCAGGAAGAAACCUCGACGGAUAAUCAGCCCUUAAGACGAAAAAAAAAACCCACUGCCGGCCACAGUUGAUUUGCAUGACGGCUACGGAAAUGUCGUGAAGUACAUGCAUUUUGGGCUUGAAUCAGCUCUUAAAGGAGAUUCACCCGGUCUAUAUUUCAAGCACUCCAACCUUCUUCAAUAUGCAUCGAUUUAUGCGACUAAACCGGAACUUUUACCAGAUAGUAUCAGGAAGAAGAUUGAGACUUUUGACAGUGACCUUCAAAUUAGAAAGGCAAAAGAGUCACUACUACGGUCAGCCGAAAAUAUCGUUCCAGAAGUGCUGAAUGAAGCAAACAUACGCGCAAUCCCUCACUUUACAAUCGAUUUCAGCUUGGAUGGUGUACAGAUUUUCCACAAUUCAGAACAGUCUGAAUGUAUACCAAUAAUGGUUGCAGUUCACGCAAUAAGUGAGUCACCUUCUGCCUAUUCUACUACUUUGAAAACUCGGUAUCCUAUAAUUGUUGGUAUUGCUCAUGGCAAGACAAAGCCAACUGCGAAAUCACUCGUACGUCAUCUGUUUAAUGAGCUCAGCCGACUAUGCCCUGACAACCGCAAUCCUAAGGAAACAGCUGGUCGUGAAUUUACAGUAUCGCUAAGAUGUGCCGUAGCUGACUGGAUUUUUCGAGCGUUUUUAAAAACUAUAAAAGGCCCUACUGGAUUUUGGUGUUGCGAGCGAUGCAUCCAGCGCGGGGUAUGUUGCGCUUUACCCCGACCCAAAAAUUCCCAAAAAAAAGAGUCAAAAACCGUGCAACUGAGAGAUCUGAAUGCUCCACGACGUCUGAAUGAAGAUUUCUUAAAGUAUGUAAAAAGUGACGAUUGUUCAGAUGAACAUCUUCUAGGUCUGAACGAUCUGUCUCCUUUUAUUGACAUAAAUUUUCCUGUGGUUUCCGGAUUCAGCAUAGAUGCCAUGCACACAAUGUAUGCCGGGUGCCUUAGGCGAAGGUUAAUUGGAAUUGUUUCACUAACAACAGAAGGAAAAUUGAAUAGUACUAGUUUAGCUGCUGUUAAUACCAGAUUGAAGCUUUUCGAAAAAUGCAAACCAUCCGAAUUCGAGAGACAUGUUCGCUCUCUGUCUAAUUGUAUUGAGAAAUAUAAAAUGCAUGAGCUUCGGGAUUUUCUAAUGUACAACCUUUUCCCUGUUUUUUCUGGAAUCCUUCAAGGUAACCAGUUAGAAAACAUAAUGCUAUUGCAGUAUGGCAUGUUGUUGUUGGGUGGGUUUGAUCCAAAGCCAGUUCCAACCGCAGAUAUUUUGGAAGCUACGCGCGUUUUUUAAUUAUACGUUCAACAAAUAAUCGAUUUUGGUUAUCCUGUUCGACCCACCAUUCACGCUAUUAUACAUCUGCCAGAGGAUGCGAACAAUUUUGAAUGUGGAGUUGAAUGCCAGAGCGCAAUUUUGUAUGAAAAUUUUUAUCGUUUUUUCCGCAGAAGUCUAAGAUCCGGUAGUAAGCCAUUGGAACAGUAUAGAAACCAGCUUGUUCGGCGUAGUAAAUAUUUAUUACAAACCGCGUCUGACGGGACAAUAUUAGAGACGGGACAGCAAUUCAAAAUGGAAGUAAAAAAACGAGAGCUAGAACGGUCCGAUAGAAAAAUAGUUCUAAACUUUUCCAUUCGUAACGCCAAAAGUGACAACCACCAUAAAGUUAUGAAAUUCCCAGAAUUUUCCUUGUCCAACAUGUUCCCAAUUAAUGUUUGCAUGUUAAAAAAUGGAAAAAUUGUGGUGUGUACUGAUAUAGUUGAAUAUCCGAAAGGAAGCAAGAUAUUUAGUAUCGUGGGUUUCAGAUUUCUAACUGUCGAAAACGCAUUUGCAACACCAUACCCAUCUUAUAAAUUCAAAACACAUGUUGUAUCUAAAUUGGAUCAUGCAGUUGAUGAAUGGAAUGUGAAUAGCAUUAUGUGUAAAAUGUAUGCUAUGCCGCUUAAAUUGUCUGAUUAUGGUAGUUUACCGGACAUUACAGUGUCUCUCUCAUCUGUUAAAUGGGUUGUCACACCAGUUAGACAUACGUUAUAAAUUUUUCCGUGGUAACUAGUAUUUAAUAAACAAAUUUUCAAAAUGAC